AUGUCGACCUCCACCUUCUCGAAGAGUUUGGCUCCACCUCGCUCAACGAAUUGUCUAUUAUCGGCAAGGCAAUUACGGAGAGCUACUACGGCAAGCCACCAGCAUAUUCCUAUUGGAGCGGAUGCUCACAAGGCGGGCGACAAGGAUUUAAGAUUGCCGAGAAAUACCCUACCAGCAUUUGAUGGAAUAGUUGCCUCGGCUCCAGCAGUUGAUCUCGCUGGGUUGGGAGUGGGUGAUCAUUGGCCCCAGGUUGUCAUGAAGGCCAUGGGCCAGUACCCGAAGAAUUGCGAGCUUGCUGCGAUCACGGAAGCCUUUAUCAAGCACUGCGAUGGCGAUGACGGAUUACUUGACGGAAUCGUCACUGAUCCGGAUUCCUGCGACUUUGAUCCACAUUCUGUGGUGAACAAAUCUAUUGAUUGUCAGGAUACCGACUCUGGAACUGUGAAGAUAUCAGAAGCUGCUAUCAACGUUGCGAUCGCGACGUGGACUGGCGCUCAAAAAUCGGAUGGCUCAUUCCUUUGGUGGGGAGUCAAAAAGGGGUCCAGUCUAGUAGACGGGGAUACCAAAUUGGGAGUCAGUCCAGGACUUGCGACAACUACAUGCUCAGGGAAUGGUACCUGUACAGGGCACACGAUGGAGAUUGUCGACGCAUGGAUACGACUUCUGAUUAAGAAAGACCCUACUUUCGACGUCACGACAGUCACAAUCGAAGAAUUUCAGGAUUUAUUUCAACAAUCGCUAGAUGAGUACGGAUCGAUCAUUAACGUGAAGCCUAACCUGGACGCCUUCCGAGACAGGUGGGAAGCUACUAUCAUACCACGGUCUAGCCGAUGCUAUCCUCCCCACGGACUCUUCGUCAAGCUUCUAUAA
This is a messenger RNA of Daldinia childiae, 870 nucleotides long. RefSeq lists its product as uncharacterized. The transcript has a single exon. The record is from RefSeq and is a predicted model, not a curated record. Lineage: Eukaryota; Fungi; Ascomycota; Sordariomycetes; Xylariales; Hypoxylaceae. The coding region runs from base 1 to 870 and encodes 289 amino acids.